Molecule: messenger RNA, 1902 nt
Organism: Drosophila albomicans
Lineage: Eukaryota; Metazoa; Arthropoda; Insecta; Diptera; Drosophilidae
Product: probable palmitoyltransferase ZDHHC24
Exons: 3
Coding region: 1087-1902 (271 amino acids)
Biological process (GO): protein targeting to membrane; peptidyl-L-cysteine S-palmitoylation
Cellular component (GO): Golgi apparatus; endoplasmic reticulum
Molecular function (GO): protein-cysteine S-palmitoyltransferase activity
Source: RefSeq, a predicted model, not a curated record
UUGACUGUAAACUCAAUAAAAGAAAAGCACUCAAAUUAUAUAUAUUUAUAAAUAAAUUUCUCAAAAGUAUAAAUCGUCAUGAAGCUCCGUCGCAAUCCAUUUCCCCAAAAAACAUCCUCUCUCUUUUUAUUUCUAACUCUGACCGUAAUUGUGCCUCUUGGCUGGAUCUACGAUAUUUGCAUUGUUCUUCCGGCAAUUCAUGAACCAGGCGGACUUCCACAUACUUUUACUUGCUUACUGGCCAUCUUUCUGCUACUUAAUAUAGAGGGCAACUUUUUGGCCAGCAUGAUGACGGAUACCAGUGUUGAUUUUGAAAGCGCCGUGCCUCCUCCUGAUGGAACCGAGGAGCGUUUGGAGUGGAAGCAUUGCGACAUAUGCGAUAAGUUAGCACCUCCUAAAUCCCGACAUUGCAAAUACUGCGGUGUGUGUAUAUUGAAACGGCAUCAUCACUGCGGCUUUACAGGGUAUUGUGUGGGCCAUCAGAAUCAAAGAUACUUUUUGUGCUUUGUGUUGUACACAGUCAUUGGAUCUGUUCAUUCGUUGAUCUAUAAUGCGAUUUACAUGUGGGGACUUAAUGGAUCAGUCUAUAGCAAAAUCUAUUUCAAUUUCUGGCAAUCGAUUAUCAUGACUUGGUUUGAUUUUACAUUUUGGGAAAUUCUGCAGGUUGUUGUCUUUGGACUCAACUUCCUUUUGGUGACCAUUUCCAUAGCUAUUCUCUGUAUGAAUGCAUCUACUUUAUGGUGCAGUGAUGUCUGUUGUCACAAGGAAGUGGAGUUCAAAUACCAUAAUGGAGUUGUUAACAAUUUGAAAAGCGUUUUUGGGCUACGCAUGCACGUCGCUUGGCUAUUUCCCUUCAUCAAUAGCCCAUUACCCGAGGACGGUUAUAACUGGGAAAAGGUUGCACAUGGAGACUCCAGGAAAAAAAUUGAAGAUUGAUUAACAUUGAUGUCUGUAUUAAAUAUAUUAAUAUUAUUUUCAUCAGUUCACUUCAAACGCAUUCUCAAAUAAAUAAAUAAAAAGUCAAACACAUUGUCAAAAUUGGAGAAAUUUUGUAGAAAAUCUACUACAAUACUUUAUACCUGAAGCAUGAAGUUUCGACGGAAUCCUUUACCUCAACAACUUGAGGAAGGUUUGUGCUUUCUUGCCGUAGGCCUUCUUCUGCCUAUUAUCUUUGUCUACGAGAUAAUCUAUUUGUUGCCAGCGAUUCAUGAAAAAGGGAGCUUCGCAUAUGUCUUUAAUCUGCUAAUGGGCAUUCUUCUGGUACUCAACAUAGUGGGCAACCUAAUUGCAUGCAUGAUCAUUGACACCAGUGUAGAUCAUGAUCGUGUGAAGGAAGCAACAAAUGGAAACAUUAAAGAAUGGAAGCAUUGCAAUCGCUGCGAUCGUUUGGCUCCUCCGAGAUCCUGGCACUGUAAAUUGUGUGGUGUCUGCAUCUUGAGACGUGAUCAUCACUGCAUGUUCUCUGGCUAUUGCAUUGGCCAUCAAAAUCAUAGAUAUUUCAUGUGUUUCUUGUUUCAUCUGAUGGUUGCAUCAAUCUAUUCCACCGUCUAUUAUUCAAUCUAUCUUUGGAGAAUUACUGGCUUUAAAUUCAUAUUUCUUAGCUUGAUAAGCAAUUUGUUGGAUUCGCUUGUAACGAUUUUCUAUGUCCUCAACUUAAUUUUAUUGGCUCUCGCAUUUGCUGCACUUUGGAACUAUGUGCCCAUGAUGAUGGCAGGUGAAGUAUCUGGUGAGCAUAAGAAGAACCUAGAAAGUAAAUAUAAUUUCGGAUUGAAUCGAAAUUUGAGAACUGUGCUGGGAGAACGAAUGCAUGUGGUUUGGUUGUUUCCUACUAUCAAAAGCAAGCUGUCUGAAGAUGGUUACUCCUGGAACCCACAGUUAAAACAAGAUCAAUUGGGGGACUAA